Pieris rapae (cabbage white) is the source of this 2139-nucleotide messenger RNA. Its product is annotated as solute carrier family 22 member 6-B. Gene Ontology annotation, biological process: transmembrane transport. The transcript has a single exon. The record is from RefSeq and is a predicted model, not a curated record. Gene Ontology annotation, cellular component: membrane. Gene Ontology annotation, molecular function: transmembrane transporter activity. The coding region runs from base 256 to 1857 and encodes 533 amino acids. Lineage: Eukaryota; Metazoa; Arthropoda; Insecta; Lepidoptera; Pieridae.
AAUAUACAGACAGUACGAACAGUGCGAAACAAUAUUCGUUCGUUACCUGGCGUAUUUGAAUUAAGAAUAUCAUUUAUUACAUUAUAUUACCUUGAUAUAAUAAAAUUCUGAAUACGUUGUAACCAGACGAGAUAUAGUGAUAAGGAUUGAUACUUUGCACCGACUGGAAAUAUAUAGUACCACAUAUAAACGCAGAUUUCCAAGAUAUUUAUCAUGUAACAUUCAUAUUUUAUACUGUUGGCAUAGUUAAUAGAAAUGGCACCGAAAGAAGAGACAGAAACACCGGCGGAAUUCGAGGAAGUGUUAAAUCGUGAAGUGGGACAAUUUGGCAGAUUUCAACUGAUAAAUUUGCUGCUGCUUGCGUUGCCGGCAAUUUCUUCCGGAUUCCUCGCUGGUGAUUACAAUUUCACCGCAGCCAGGCUGCCGCAUCGGUGUGCAAUACCAGAGUGUGAUGGCGAAUCUCCUAUAUACGAUCCCGACUGGAUUCUCAAUGCAGUGCCGAAGACUGAUACCGGAUUUGCCGACUGCACAAGGUUUGCGCCGAUAAAUGCAUCGCUUAUCAACAACGACACGUGCCCUGCUCAGAUAUUUGAUAAGAAGACAGUUGUUAACUGUGACGGAUUUGUUUAUGGAAGAACCAAUUCUGUAGUAUACGAUUUUGGCAUCGAAUGUCAGGAGUGGAUUCGUACUUUAUCAAUCACAUUGAACAGUGUCGGAGCGAUGGUUGCCCUUCCUUUAGCAGGUUUCGUGUCAGACUAUUUCGGCCGUCGCAUUUCCAUAGUUUUCUUUGCGUUUAAUAUAGUAAUCAUAGGUAUUCUUAAGGCAUAUUCUGUAAAUUACGUUAUGUAUCUUGUUACACAGUUUGCGCAUACAGCGUUCGGUGGUGGAAUCUUCAGUGCGGCGUAUAUCUUGGCUGCAGAAAUCGUAGGGCCUAAAUAUCGUGUGGCUGCUGGUUGUAUGAUGUCGUCCGUGUUUACUUUAGGUUUAGGGUUAGUUGGCGCUAUCGCAUCUCUUGUAGAGAACUGGCGUCAUCUGACACUGACAUACUUUGUACCAGUAUCAAUUGUAUUCUCAUAUUAUUGGAUCGUGUGUGAGAGCCACCGAUGGCUAUUGAGUAAACAUAAGACUGAAGAAGCACAAGUUGCGCUGGAUCGUGCAGCACGGUUCAAUGGGCGUAAGAUAAAUGAUCAAUCGAUGAAGUUCUUACUAACCGCGAUACCUCGUAAUAAUAACAAUGCAGUAAACGAAAAUCUCGUACUUCGGGUUAUUAAAUCCCCGGUUAUGCUUAAAAGAUGUUGUACCACACCUAUUUACUGGAUAGCGACAACAUUUAUCUACUAUGGAAUGACAAUUAACUCUGUCAGUUUAUCUGGUAAUAUUUAUUUGAACUACGUGUUAGUAGCUUUGGUCGAGAUACCAGGCUUUUGGACGGCAUAUCUGGUGUUAGACAAAUUCGGUCGUAAGGUGACAUUGGUGAUAGGAUAUGUAAUAUGUGCAGUGUGUUGUUUUGCAUUUGCCUUCACGCCACAGUCAUUUUAUGUUUUAUCAUUAAUUUUAUAUCUGUUAGGUAAAUACUGUACCGGCCUUGUAAUGACGUCCCUUUAUUUGUUCACAUCAGAACUGUAUCCGACUAGACAUAGGCAUUCGUUCCUUGGUUUUUCUUCGAUGUUAGGCCGUAUCGGUACUGUUAUUGCGUCUUUUACACCGCCUUUGAUGGACUACUGGUCUGGAAUACCAUCGGUGAUGUUUGGUGUGAUGAGUACAUUGGCAGGUCUUUUGGUAUUAACACAACCAGAAACGUUCGGUAAAAGAGUUCCUGAUACAUUCGAGGAUGCUGAGAUGCUUGGAAAGAUAUGAAACAAUGUUUUGAAUGUUUUAAUAUUGUUUUGAUCAUAUUGAUCUUAUUGUAAAAUAAGUUUUAUGAAAUAGAAAUGAAGUGUGAAGUUGUAUUUUGUAUUGAAAUAAAUAAUUAGUACAAUUAUGUAAUUUAUUAUCAAGCUAUAGUAAUCGCCAAUCUAAAAACAAUUGUGGGUUAUUCGAAGAUAAUAAGAGGGCAGGGCGAACUAAGCUGUCCAAAACUACUGUUACAUAAAAUAGUUCUUAAAGGGAGGUACACUUAACGCAAUAUUUAGGCUUUUU